UAGUGGAGUAUAUUUUUGGUAUCAGAAAGUAAAUAUUUUCGAAGCUUUCAGUAAUUCAGUAUUUCUCUGUGCGUUCUGAAACUCUGCUCUUCCGAAGUGCUAACUGUGAGUUGACUUUUAGUAGGUGUUCGGUAUCGUUUCUAGAUAUUCUACUGAAAAGAUCGUGCCUCGGGUGCGGCGAUAGUUUAGUGGAUCCUGAAUUUGAUAGUUGCCCACAUGUCAUCCAAGUGUGAAGUUACCUUUGAAAACAACCCCGAUGGAGUAUACUAUGCAGGCCAAACCGUGGCAGGUGAAAUCAAGCUGACCACAGCCAAACCGAAAACCAUUCGCGCAAUUCACAUUACCGUAAUCGGAUUUGCGGAAGUACGGUUUACUGAUGAUAAGGACAGUGAUCGCCACGAUGCAACAGAUAAACACAAAGAUUUGUUGGGUGCAGACGAACAGUAUGUAUUCGUAAGGAAAUAUCUACAAGGCGAAAGGAAUGGAACGUCAUUCAGUUUACCUGCGGGGACCUACACAUAUAAAUUCGAAGCAGAUCUUCCGAAAACGUGUCCCACAUCUUUCAAUGGUGAAUUUGGGCAGAUACGCUAUGAAGCUGUAUUGACGAUAGAUCGAGCUUGGAAAUAUGAUAAUAUAUUUAAGGAACCUUUCACUGUGAUUCACGAUAUAGAUUUAAAUUCGAAUCUUGUUUAUAAGGCACCAAUUAUGAUGUCAGACUUCAGACGUCUCAUGGGUAUUUUGUGUCUUCGAACUCCAUUCCUUCUUACUGUCAACUGCCCUUUCACGGGGUAUGCGCCGGGUCAGAUGCUGAUUGCCCACAUUCAAGUCCAAAACUUCACCUUUUCUCAUUGCACUGCGGUAAAAGUGAAACUGCAAAGAAUGGUUAAAUAUACCAGUACAUAUCCAAAGGUGGAAACAAAGGAGGUGCAUUCGACUGUUAGAGAAGGUAUCUAUGGAUCGGUACCGAAAUUUCGAAGAAAACAUAUCCUAGCCACAAUUCCUGUAUUAUCUGUACCUCCUUCAACUCUUGGAACUUGCAAAUGUAUUGACAUAUCGUAUCGGUUGAAGGUAAAGGUAGUGGUUGCCGGCUGGCAUAAAGGAUUGAAGGUAAAAGUACCAAUAACGGUUGGGACUGUCCCUCUUCAUGAUACUCCAUCCGGUGAUAAUGUGGAUGCAGCUGUUCCAGUUGGUGAUGCAGCUAAGACUUACAAAGCCCUAGAGUGUUUCUUCCCCCAGUUCGAUAAUUCCUAUGACGAGAGCAGUUGCAUCAAAAAUGCUAACUAUUUACCUAAGUAUCCUUAUUAUGAGCAGAAAACAAUCACGUUGCCCCUUUUAAAUAGAACAAGACGAAGAUAAUUAAGUUUAAUUGUUUUAUUUAUCAAUUUAUUGUUGUUUAAUUUUAAUCGAACUUUUUAAUGGCACAAAGUAGUAUUACAUUGAACUCAUGUUUCAUUUUUACUAAAAUAAAUAGUUAACUCUGCAAGUAACCGCCUCAAUCGA
Messenger RNA from Hermetia illucens (black soldier fly), 1500 nucleotides. Its product is annotated as arrestin domain-containing protein 17-like. Gene Ontology annotation, biological process: protein transport. Bases 217 to 1356 code for a protein of 379 amino acids. The record is from RefSeq and is a predicted model, not a curated record. Gene Ontology annotation, cellular component: cytoplasm. The transcript has 4 exons. NCBI's taxonomy places the organism in Eukaryota, Metazoa, Arthropoda, Insecta, Diptera, Stratiomyidae.